This is a messenger RNA of Phytophthora sojae, 1101 nucleotides long. RefSeq lists its product as hypothetical. NCBI's taxonomy places the organism in Eukaryota, Oomycota, Peronosporomycetes, Peronosporales, Peronosporaceae. The record is from RefSeq and is a predicted model, not a curated record. The transcript has a single exon. The coding region runs from base 1 to 1101 and encodes 366 amino acids.
AUGAACAUCUCCGAUCUGUUGGAUUCUUGCCAAGCAGCGUCGAAUCCGCAACCCGAUGCCGCGAUUCCAGGGCCUCACCUUGCCGAUGCAGCGACUACGUUAGCGGCUGCUUCGAUUCAAACGGGAAGCAAGUCACAAGUAGCAGCAUCCAGGCAGCAAAAGACCCGAAGUUCCAGAGUGAGACCCCAGCGCAAGCCUACGACUGGAUCAAAACGCAAGCUCAAAACCUAUUUGAAUGCCACGCAGAAAGCGGAUCGAGAAGCGCACGCAGCUUUCGAGUCUCGAGUGUUCAACCUGACACUGGACAUCAACGAGCAGCUGAUCCGACUGCUAGAAGAACGCCGCGACUUGCACGCUACACAGCUAAUGGUAGCUCGGCAACACUUCGAGAACGGAAUCUACCGCGUGAUGGAGCGAUACAUGCGCGUCUUCGGAGCACUAUCGAGACGUCGGACGUGUAAUGAGCUCACUGAGUUCCUGGCACACGUGGAUCCGUGCAUGUUGGGGCCCGAUAUGAACGCCAAAGGAGGUCUCCCGUUCUUCGUGUGGCAGUGGGGAUGCUACAACAACCGGUUCCACCACUGGCAGUUCAAGGAUAUCUCGACUCGCAUCGUCACCUUCAUUGAAGACGACGACGUUGAAGUGGACAGCGAGCUCAAUACUACCAGUAGCAUUGGACCGGGUCCCGGAGGCUGUGUGGUGGAAACUGUGGGCGAGUUCACGGGAAGCCCGACUCGAGCGAUGGUAGCUGCGAUGCUCCCCAACUUACUGUCGGACGGAGGCUUCACGGCGUUGCUCACAUUGCAAACCAUGCACUUCCCAGCCCGAAUAUUCGUGUAUUUCGAUGCGAGAGGGAACAUUGUGAAGCACGUGCUGGAGGCGGAUGCCUUUGCUGCACUGCACGCGAUUGUGGAGGCGAAUCCAGGUCGAGAUACGAGUUCGGCUCCGAAUGAGCGCUUCGCUGAACUUCCAGUUGUAUCUACCGCUGCUUUAGAACCUACUAGCGACGAAACAGGCGUGUCAAGUGGAGCAUUUACUGAUGGAGGGAGUCAGGCGUCAAGCACAGGAAAGCGAUACGACGUGGACUACAUUUUGAACUAG